AUGGACGGCAGCGACUUGCUGAGCAACAGCCGAUUCGGAAGCCACUCUAUCGGCGAAGCGAGCGGCUACGCCAACAGAGACGCGCUUGGCUCUGCAAAUGCAUAUGGCAGCAGCACAUUAAUAGGAGCAACAGCAACAGCAACAACAGCGGGGGCAUCUGGCUCCGAUAACCGCAACGGCGACUCCACCAGCCAUGGUGACGUGCACACAGAGGUGACUGUUGACCAGCCGCGCAAGGAGGGCGAGGGCACCAACAACCCCUACAUUACAUACUUGGUGACAACGACCUGCAAGAACAAGCAAACUAAGGAAAUCCGCAGAUACGCGCUGCGGCGGCGCUUCCAGGACUUUGUUUGGCUGUAUGAGCAGCUGGACAGGCAGUUUAUUGCCUGUGUUGUGCCGCCGCUGCCGGGAAAGCACCGCCUGGAGUAUCUGACGGGCGACCGAUUUAGCGAGGAGUUUGUCAACAAGCGCAAGCACGGACUGGAGCGCUUUCUGCGGAGAAUAAUUCUGCACCCAUCGCUGCGCACCAGCCAGCACCUGGUUGUCUUUCUAGAGUCCAAGGACUGGAGCUCAGAGUACGAGAUCAAACCAAAGAGCGAAAACGGCGUUCUCGAUACGCUCGGCGACACGCUGCUCAACACGUUCAGCAAAGUGCGUAAACCUGAGGAGCGGUUUGUCGAAAUGCGCGAUACGAUCGCUCGGUUGGAGGACAACUUGACGCGCACGCAAAAGUUGUAUCUGCGGGUGACCAAGCGGCAGCUGGAACUGCAGCAGGUUUAUGAGGAGCUGGGCGUCGGGAUAGUUGAUCUCGGCGAUAUCGAGACAGGCAUGACGCUGGCGCUGGUUGAGACGGGAAACGCGCUCAAGGCCCACCAUGUUUCGCUAAAGCACCUUGCGGAAAAUACCGAGGACCUGUUUCUUGGCGAGAUCGAGGAGUAUAUCUCUUACUGCGAGGCGUACCUGGAAUUGCUGAAGAUGCGCGACCAGAAGCAGGCUGAGUAUGAGGAUCUGACCGAGUACUUGCAGCAGACCGUGGCGGAGCGCGAGCGGCUAUCCAACCACCAGUCGGCUGUUGGCGUCAGUGCCGUGACCAAUUUCAUCCGCGGCAAGGUGCGGGAUCUGCGCGGCGUCGACCCGGCCAUCUCGAGGCAGCAACGGAUUGAGAGCCUGACAAAGCGCGUCGCCGAGCUGGAAUCGGCCGUGGAGACCAGCCGCGAGGACUCGGGGGUGUUCUCGGAGCUGGUUGCUGCCGAGUAUGAGGUGUUUGGGCUCAUCAAGGAGCAUGAUUUCAAGCGUGCCUUCAGCGCCCUUGCCGCGUCACACAUUGUGUUUUACUCCAGGGCAGUGGAUAUCUGGAAAACCGUCAUCCCCGAGCUGGAGAAGCUUCCUGUUGACUAG
This is a messenger RNA of Kickxella alabastrina, 1401 nucleotides long. RefSeq lists its product as uncharacterized. Gene Ontology annotation, molecular function: phosphatidylinositol binding. Lineage: Eukaryota; Fungi; Kickxellomycota; Kickxellomycetes; Kickxellales; Kickxellaceae. The record is from RefSeq and is a predicted model, not a curated record. Bases 1 to 1401 code for a protein of 466 amino acids. The transcript has a single exon.